This is a messenger RNA of Penicillium coprophilum, 1626 nucleotides long. Its product is annotated as phosphatidylserine decarboxylase 1. Gene Ontology annotation, cellular component: mitochondrion. The transcript has a single exon. Lineage: Eukaryota; Fungi; Ascomycota; Eurotiomycetes; Eurotiales; Aspergillaceae. Bases 1 to 1626 code for a protein of 541 amino acids. Gene Ontology annotation, molecular function: phosphatidylserine decarboxylase activity. Gene Ontology annotation, biological process: phosphatidylethanolamine biosynthetic process. The record is from RefSeq and is a predicted model, not a curated record.
AUGGCCAAGCGCCUUUUCACUUCCUCGCCUCUCUUUCAUUGUGCUCCCGCUGCCCCUUGGACCGGGGCGUCGAUGGAGUUUUUCUCGUUCCGGGCCACGGCCCGCCAUAAGGCCAGUCUCCGGCAUUUUUCAUCUAAAUCAUGGAAGCAAUAUCAGAAGGACAAUAACUCUGAAAACAAUAGAGGAGGAUUUGGCUCAAGACUAGGUUUUGCUUUACGCAAUACCAAGGUCGAAUGGUAUCCCAUCCCAGUUGGACUCGGAAUUGGUUUGCUAGGGUUGCUGUCUUUCUACAAGUCGCAACGUGCGGAACGGAAUCGGCUGGCCCGCGAUGCGGCCGGCGAUGAAUGGGAGGAAGGCAAACGGCCACCUCGUCGUCCGAGGAUUACUCUGUCAGGCCCAUGGCAUAUUCAGAUCAUGUCCACUCUACCCCUGAAGGCCAUGUCCCGCCUGUGGGGCCGGUUUAACGAAAUCGAACUUCCUUACUACCUCCGCGUUCCUGGAUUCAAACUCUAUUCCUGGGCUUUUGGCGUCAACCUUGAAGAGGUUGCCGAGCCUGACCUGCACACCUACCCGAAUUUGGCAGCAUUCUUCUACCGUAAACUGAAGCCUGGCGUUCGACCUUUGGAUCCCGACCCUCGUGCCCUUCUGGCUCCCUCCGAUGGCCGAAUCUUACAAUUUGGAACGAUCGAGCGGGGUGAGGUUGAGCAAGUGAAGGGAGUGACAUAUAGUCUGGACGCUCUCCUAGGUUCAGCCACGCCUGCGAACGCCGACCACACCGAGAGACUCAGGGAUCAGAGCGAGAAGGAAACCCAAAAGGAUGUCGAGAACAUGGAUGCGCAUGCAGAAUUUGCGCACGUGAACGGGAUUUCCUAUACCCUCCCCAGCCUUCUUUCGGGCGAAGGUGCUCCCAAACGACGUGCUUCAUUGGAUGCUUCAACCGCAUCCAAAGCAACUUCGGAACUCCAAGUGCAAGAGGACCUGGCUCGUGGUGAUGGAACCCCAUGGUAUGCACCCAAGACAGCGGCCAACCACGCCCUGUUCUACGUUGUGAUCUACCUAGCACCCGGUGACUAUCAUCGUUUCCACUCCCCUGCUCCCUGGGUAGUUGAGAGCCGCCGUCACUUUGCCGGCGAGUUAUACUCGGUUUCACCAUAUCUGCAGCGACAUCUCCCCGGUCUAUUCACUCUCAACGAGCGAGUCGCACUUCUCGGCCGAUGGCGGUGGGGAUUCUUCAGUUACACACCGGUCGGAGCUACCAACGUAGGCUCCAUUAAAAUCAACUUUGACUCGGAGCUACGCACGAACAGCCUAUUGACUGAUACGGCCGCGGACCUAGCUGCAGCCUUGGCUGCCAAGCGUGGUGAGCAAUAUCCCGGCUUUGUUGAAGCAACUUACCAUCACGCCAGCCGAACACUUAAUGGACACCCACUGCAACGUGGCGAAGAGAUGGGUGGGUUCCAGCUUGGCAGUACGAUCGUACUUGUGUUUGAAGCUCCACUUGGAACUCGCAGGUCCAUUGAUGCCGGCUGGCCGGAUGAUGCCCCCAGUGAUGGCUGGACUUGGAGUAUUGAGAAGGGCCAGCGCAUCAAAGUAGGCGAAAAAUUGGGCUUUGUGAAUGAGGCGUAA